AUGUCGUCCAUCUCUGCAAUCUCAUUCACACUCGUAAAACGAACCAUUCCACUUUGCUCAGUAUCCAAAACAAGUACUAGCACCAGUACCCCUCCAUUGUUAUUGUCACUCAAGAACCCUAUCUUUCCCACUCGACCUCAGAUUUUAGUCCAUGCUCGAUUAUCUGACUCACCCAACGAGUAUCCAACUCGGAGCCCGCCGGAGUUUUCUCCUCCGGUGCCGGGUUUUGACCGGCCUUCUGUUCCACCCGAAGUACCUGGAAUAUCUACCUCUCCGGAAGUUGACAUCCCAACAACUACUCCACCUGAGGUCAGCCCUUAUCCUCCACCACUUGACCCCGGUCCGAACCCGGGUCCGGAUUUUCCAGUACCUCCUUUGAAGCCACCUCCUGUUCCGGAUGUGCCACGUCCUUUUCCAGAUAACCCAAUUCCAGGACCUGACAGACUGCCGCCGCAGCCACCGGAUAUAGUGCCUCCACCGCCUCCUGGGCCUGAGAUUAUUCCACCGCCAGCACCGCCGCCACCGCCUACGGGUCCAGGCGGGCCUAUUGUUGUCUAA
Rosa rugosa (rugosa rose) is the source of this 558-nucleotide messenger RNA. RefSeq names its product protein TRACHEARY ELEMENT DIFFERENTIATION-RELATED 7A-like. NCBI's taxonomy places the organism in Eukaryota, Viridiplantae, Streptophyta, Magnoliopsida, Rosales, Rosaceae. The record is from RefSeq and is a predicted model, not a curated record. The coding region runs from base 1 to 558 and encodes 185 amino acids. The transcript has a single exon.